Messenger RNA from Pomacea canaliculata, 5243 nucleotides. RefSeq names its product breast cancer anti-estrogen resistance protein 3-like. Gene Ontology annotation, biological process: positive regulation of peptidyl-serine phosphorylation; small GTPase-mediated signal transduction. The record is from RefSeq and is a predicted model, not a curated record. Lineage: Eukaryota; Metazoa; Mollusca; Gastropoda; Architaenioglossa; Ampullariidae. Bases 863 to 3475 code for a protein of 870 amino acids. The transcript is spliced from 7 exons. Gene Ontology annotation, molecular function: guanyl-nucleotide exchange factor activity; protein binding.
AACAAAAACGAAAGUCUGCCAGCCCACCAAAAAUAACUAAGUUCUUCUUCGGCGCUUGUAGUCUGGUCAAAGAUUAUCUCAGAUGUAAGAGCACACCUGUAAAUUCUCACUCCUCGCCCAGUCGAUUUAAUUUUAAUACCUUAUCCAUCACUUGGCGAUUGGCAAAGUUCCGACCAUCAAGAUAAGAAAUCAGUUUUGCCGUGUGAGACUUUAAUGCAACUGGUGCUUGCCAGUGCGUCUUCGGAUUCUGGAAAUAAAAUGCAGACUUACCAUGACGAGAUACACUAACGACACCUCGGAGGAACGCGUUGUGUUACAUCAUCCUAUUAACUGACCCUCCCGGCAUGGUGAGGACAGCGACCACGUGACACCUCACUGCUCUCAGUUGCAGUUUUCCACUUUUCCUCCCUCUACAGCAAAUGAGGAAAUCACCUUUUCACACCAGCCACCCUCGCUGUAUGUGCGACAAGUGCGGAGGUCAGAGGACAGGCAAGUUUUAUGGACCACGAGUUCGGAGGAGUACAAGGGGGGAGGGGACGGCAUCGCACAUAAAACAGACAAUGGAGUGUUGAUGACUACUUCUCACUCCACCUCCGAAACUGUGCAUCAAUGUUUAAAUCUCAUUACACUUGGCAAGGAUGUCAACGGCGUAGGAAGAAACGAAAGGAGAAAAGGAAGAUGACAUUUAUGAAAUAGUUUACAGUCGCAUGAAACGAAGCAAAGGGAAGUUGUUACAAGCGACUUGUUCUCGGUAACUUUGAAGGGUUUGCAUGGCUUCAAGGAGACUGAGGAGGAGUCUUCACCUGGAGAGUUGUGUCUCCGGUCAGAGUUCACAGUGAGUGUCGCAGACUGGUGCCGGAGGAUGGAGCAUCGUGGGCCACAGAACGGCAACCUGUUGAGGUUGGUGUUGGAGAGGGGAGCGAGACAGAAGAUGGCCGGCAGACACAUUGCCAUUCCCACCUGGCUUGAGGCCCUUGGUCUGCAAGCUUACCUACCUUUGUUCGGCAGCUACGGCGGUGUUGAAGACCUUCUUUAUGCAUCUGAAGCUGAGAUAAAGGAUCUGGGGCUGAAGAAUGGAGCACACCGGGCAAAGAUUGUUUCCAGCUUACGGAUUCUUAGGGAAAAAUAUGAGAAAGGAAAACCAACUGGCAGUGGUGUGUUUUCCUUGCAACAGCAAAAUAGUUCACACCUGUCCAGUAACUUGCCAUCCUACCAAGACUUUCCAGCAGUGAUAGCCUCCCCUGAAAAACUCCAACAGGACUUACAACAUGAACUGAAUGCUGACCCUUCAGAACUUAAGUCUCGAGCAUGGUAUCAUGGCAACAUAUCCCGUCAGCGAGCUGAAGCUCUUGUGGUAAACAGCGGUGAUUUUCUGGUGAGAGACAGUAUCUCCAAACCUGGAGACUUUGUGUUGACAUGUUCUUGGCGUGGAGUAGCUCUUCACUUCAUGGUCAAUGCUAUUGUGGGGGACUGCGCUCCAGGUAGCUUACCCAGCAUAUCCUACCAGUUUGAAGCCGAUUCAUUCAGCAGCAUUCAGGAUCUAAUUCAGUUUUACCUAAGCCGGCAGAAACCAGUGACUCUGGCCUCUGGUGCAGUGUUGCAGAACCCAAUUGCUCGGUCUAUGCCACUGAGCUACUACGAUUCAAAAUACGGAUCAUUAUUUAGUUUGGACACCAGUGGCCAUUAUACACCCAGUCAAAGUCCCAAGCCUAGCCCUUUUACCUCACCUUUGACCAGUCCUAAAUCAAGCCCCUCAAUGAAUCGGCGAGGUCUCAAGUGGACAGGAAGCCAGCCUCAUUUAAACAUUGAUGACGUGGAGAUGGAUCGCAGUCGAUCACCAUCACUGGAUAGAUGUGGCAGUUUGCCUGUCAUUAACAUCAUCCCACCAGGUGGCCCUGGCCGUGAAAGUUCUCCAUCACCUGUGACCUCUCCACCUCCUGUUGUUAGCCACCAGCGGGCUGGGAGUGCUCCUGUGUUAAAUGACGACUCUGUGCAUGACAGUGGUGGAGGAAAGGCUAACUUGUCUUACACUCAGUCUUGCAGAAUGACUCCAGCAGGCUCAGAAAGCAACCUAACCAAAACUCCACCUCCCAAACCAAGUCGCAUUCCCUCCAUUAAGUAUAAGAAGCGACCAGUUAUAGUGGUGCGAAAUAAGGAACUGUAUGAGGAUGAUGGCAGAGACUAUUCAGACUUGCGACAGGUCACAGAGGAACCAAGUUGGCUGCAGAGUCACAGUCAAUCAGGUCUGAGGAUCCCAGUUCCUCAGAGUCCAGGAGUCAUGAAGAGCCACUCUUUCCAAGGCAGCAAAGACAGUGAUAUCAAUUGCAACAACAUCAGCAAAAAUUUUUACACUUUACCCAGCAAAUCAAAGCAGACAAAGCAUUCACUAGCACGACAGUUGUCUGAUUCAAAGCAUCCAUCUUAUGUCAGCAGUGAUGGCAAAGGUUCUCUGUACAACAUUAUAGAUGAUAGAAGUGUUGAUAAUAUGUACCAGCUUGGUUACCUCUGCAAUCAUAAAAUAACUAUGCCAGGCCACAACCUGGGCUCCAGAAUCAGCCUGACAGGUUAUAAGUCUGGUAUUCUGCCAGCAGAAAGCAGACUUCUGGAGCCAACAGCUAUAGUAAAGACAAAAUCACUUCUGCUGUCAAGCAAUGCAAAAGCUAUAGCUGGUCAUCUGACCAAAGUAGACUUUGACAUUCUGAGAGUUCUUGAUGAGGAUGAUUUUGGUGUUGGAGUAACAUCUGGAUUAGAGUUACUUACCCUACCACAAGGAGAACAACUACGCAGUGAUAUUAUUGAAAGGUGGGAAUGCUUAAAAUUGUUUGUCAUGACAACCAUCAUGACAUGCAAUUCAGUGUCGGAGCGGGCACACAUGCUGAGUCAGUGGAUACAGACAGCAGGUGAACUAUGGAGCACUAAAGGCAACAUGUUCACCUUUUCUUCUGUCAUGGAAGCUCUCUCAUCUCCACAGGUUCACAGGCUGCGAGACACUUGGCUUAUUCUACGACAGAACCACACCACCAGUGCAUACCUCUUUGAUACAAAACUUCGUCCACUUCUCAAGUUGCUGAAUGAGGGCAACAGAACUCUUCCAUUGCAGAAUGUGUGUAUCCCUAAUGUUAAUCCAGUUGCCCAGUUGCUCCAUCGAGACAUUGACAUGUGCUCCUCCUUGAUGACCUGGGAGGCAUGUGAUCGUAUCUUUGGUCUUGAUUUACUUCUCUCACAUCUGGACAUUGGGCGGACCAUUGCAUCACAGAGUUACAUGUGCAGAGUGGCAGGAAAUGCAAUUAUGUCUGAAGUGAAGUUGGAGAAUGAUCUGGAAGAGGUGAUGAAGACUGAGUUCCAUUUGAGGCUCAUGUGGGGCUCCAAAGGAGCAGGGGCUCCUCGUGAAGAGCGCCUGAAAAAGUUUGAACAGUUGCUGAUGGUACUGUCAGAAAAACUGGAGAAACCUGAUGACCAUGGUACUGAAGUGUAGUAGACACACCAGAAAUGUAUGCUGAUGACAUUGUAUAUGGCAGGUGUGCAUUACAAACAUUAAUAUUGGAUAUCCAUUCAUGAAUGUACACACAUAACAGUUUGUAUCAAACAGAUUGCAGCAACUAUCAUGCUACGCAUGUUAGCUAAAUAUGUGCCUUCAUUCUGGAACAGUAUAUUUUUCAUGUGGUGGUAUAUCUGCAUUCAAGGAGGCUGAGUCAUCAUUGUGGUCUUACAGAAUUGAACAUCAGCAAACCUGUAGUACAAACUUACUCCACAACCUGGUUUGAAGGUGAAUAACAAAUGAUAGGGAGGGGAUGGCAGCUGGUAUCAAAGAAUUAGGUUUAUGCCUGUUUAACAUGGAGUUAUAGAUUCUAAAUUAGUGGAGUUUAACAUUAUUGCCUAGAUUGUAUGUGGACAGUAUCAAUAGGGUUUGAAUAUAGAUUGAUACAGAUGUAUAUUACAAGAAACCAAGGAAUAUGAUCUCAUGAAAAACCACACAGGUUUGUACAUCUUAAGGAGUGUCAUGAACUCAAAGGAGACUGCCAAAGAUAAAUUAAGCUGUCAGGUCAGCAUGUAAUGCGUGUUAAGAGUAGACCAUUCAAAAGUGGUCAAAGAAUCCAUGGUAUUUUUUGACAAGAAAUGCUGCCUCACCUUUGAUGAUGUUGUUUUGGGCUACAUGGAACCUGGAGGCGUUUGGGAACAUUUUGUGGGAAAGUUUGUUUAGGCUGGGACUUUAUAAAUUGAUUCUGUCUUUUUCUGUGAAAUAUUUAUGAUCAGACAUGUUGCUUGCUGGCUUCUUUGCCUUUACGGCAUUAUUUGUUGCUAUAUGAUAGAACCAUACCUUUCCACAGUCUGUGGAAACCUAAUGCUUGAGAAUGUUUUGUCUAGAAUGCUGCAAUCCUUUAGUUAAUUCUGCUGUACACUUUUCUGUAAAUAAAUACCAUUUUUAUGUUUCAGUCAACGAUUCAUUUCUCUCCCCCAGAAAGGUUAAAUAUGCAUAGCCAUUAGGAUUCGAGAUUUUAUUGAUUCCUUCCAGAUGCUGACAUGUAUGGAGUCAAAGUGUUAAAAAGAAAUGCCAAAAGUGUCUGGUCUUCAUUCUUAUUUAAAUGUUUUUUAAAAACUAAUAUUUUUGAACAUCUAAAUAUUUGUAGUUUAGAUGUCAUGUAAACUCUUCUGUAUAAAAUCCUUUAUUCCAGUGGACACCAUGGUAAAAAGAAUCCCUGAAAUGAGGAAACUGGUGCUGUAUAUUGAAGUGUAUUUUCCUCUAUAUUUCAUCUUCUUUAGCAAAUGGAUUGCAUUAUUAUUUUUUAUGCUAGGAAUUUAUUAUAAAGAUUACAGGUGCCAAUAAUUCGGUUGUUGCAAUUCAAAAAAUUGAAGGCAAGUUAUUUGAGAAUACUCAUUUCUGAGAGAGCAUGGAUGCAUUGUUAUACCUACAUAUGGAUGUUGGCGAGUGAGAGUGUGGUGCAAGUUUGUCGAUUCCCACUAUGUCAAGUGUUAAUAUAUUGAAAUAUAAAGUUUUCAUAACUGACAGAUUUAUAAGAGUUGUCUGAGCUUAAGACCACGAAGACCGAACAAUUGUUUUUAAAUAUAAAAAUGAGCACUUUUUUCCAGAAAGAUAUUAAGCACAAGUCAUAUAAAAUUCUGCACAAAGCUGACUGGUUGAUUGCUGCUCGUAUAUGCGCAACGUGCCUUAUAAUCUUCUGGUUUUGCAACGUUUUUAUAUAAUAUGGAAAUCAUCUUAUUUAAAUAAAAUAUGACAAUCAGAA